UUCGAGCUUUGAAGUAGACGAGAUGGCACGUACUAAGCAAACAGCUCGUAAAUCCACUGGAGGAAAAGCCCCUAGGAAGCAACUUGCCACUAAGGCUGCACGCAAGUCUGCGCCAACUACUGGAGGAGUCAAGAAGCCUCAUCGCUAUCGUCCUGGAACUGUCGCCCUACGUGAGAUCCGUAAGUACCAGAAGAGUACUGAGUUGCUGAUCAGGAAACUGCCGUUCCAGAGGCUUGUUCGUGAGAUUGCCCAGGAUUUCAAGACCGACUUGCGUUUCCAGAGCCAUGCGGUGCUGGCACUGCAGGAAGCGGCAGAGGCGUAUUUGGUGGGUCUGUUUGAGGACACUAACCUUUGUGCCAUCCACGCCAAGCGUGUAACUAUUAUGCCUAAGGAUAUCCAGCUUGCUCGUCGUAUCAGGGGUGAGCGUGCUUGAUCGAAUCAGCCCAUUUCUCUGACAUGUGCUGUGAUGGAGGAAAUGAAGUGGUGUGUGUGACUAGCAAUAGGGGUUAUUAUAGGUGUGGUGUUCUUGACCAUAUGUUUGUGUUUUUUGUGGAAAGUGUAGUUUUUUUUUAAAGUGGUGUUGCCACCUGUCCGUGACACUCUCUGUUGAUUUUCAAUGAUCGAGUCCCUCAUCGAGUCUAUUGUUCUUUGAUGUGGAGGAGUCUCGGUUCAAUCUGCCAUUGUUCCAAGGGAAGGAAUGGGUUCUGGUUUUGUUCUGAGGCUGAUAAUCUUGGCCUCAUAAAUCA
This is a messenger RNA of Tarenaya hassleriana, 746 nucleotides long. RefSeq names its product histone H3.3. The transcript is spliced from 5 exons. NCBI's taxonomy places the organism in Eukaryota, Viridiplantae, Streptophyta, Magnoliopsida, Brassicales, Cleomaceae. Gene Ontology annotation, cellular component: nucleosome. Gene Ontology annotation, molecular function: protein heterodimerization activity; DNA binding; structural constituent of chromatin. The record is from RefSeq and is a predicted model, not a curated record. Bases 23 to 433 code for a protein of 136 amino acids.